AGGCUGGCACUUGGCAGGCUCUCUUUCUCGUCCUCUGCCUUCCUCAUCUCCCUCUCGUUUCUCCCACGGCCCAUCUGCCCCUCCUUUCGUCCAUCCCCCUCUCCUCUCUGCUCCCCUUUAUUUCCACUCUCCACCCGCGGAGCUUGGCUCUCCUCCCUCCCUCCCGCUCCCUCUCUCCCCCUCGGCUUGUCUGUAUUUGGAGCUCCCGGAAGCCGCCGGCCACUCUCCCCGGAGCAGCGUGACUGACACGGACUCCUACUCAGGGGGGGAGGAGGAGGAGGAGGGGUGGCGGGCAGGCAGGAGGAGGGUGCGAGUGGCCGAGCGCGGCAUCACCGAGCCGAGCACCAGACCCCAGGCCCCCAAGCAGAAUGGCGGAGAUGCAGGGACUCAUGGAAAGACUGGAGCGGGCUGUCGGCCGACUGGAGCUGCUCUCUGCGGGGUCACACCAGCCUCCUGGGGACUGUGGGGGAAUUAACGGUGUCAACGGAGGCGUGGCACCCUCGGUGGAGGCCUUUGAUAAGCUGAUGAACGGCAUGGUGGCUGAGUUUUUAAAGAAGAGUAGGAUCCUGGCUGGUGACGUAGAGACACAUGCAGAGAUGGUGCAUAGCGCUUUCCAGGCCCAGAGAGCUUUCCUUCUGAUGGCCUCUCAGUACCAACAACCCCAAGAGAACGACGUGGCUGCGCUCCUGAAACCAAUAUCAGAAAAGAUCCAGGAGAUCCAAACUUUUAGAGAGAGAAACCGGGGGAGUAAAAUGUUCAAUCAUCUCUCCGCAGUCAGCGAAAGCAUCCCCGCCCUCGGGUGGAUAGCCGUGUCCCCCAAACCUGGUCCUUAUGUCAAGGAGAUGAAUGACGCUGCCACCUUUUAUACUAACAGGGUCUUGAAGGACUACAAACACAGUGAUUUACGCCAUGUGGAUUGGGUGAAGUCAUAUUUGAACAUUUGGAGUGAGCUUCAAGCAUACAUCAAGGAACACCACACCACAGGUCUUACUUGGAGCAAAACAGGUCCAGUAGCUUCAACCGCAUCUGCGUUGUCCGUCCUCUCCCUUGGGCCUGGCCUUCCUCCACCCCCACCUCCUCCACCUCCUCCAGGGCCACCUCCACUUUUUGAGAGUGAGGGCAGAAAAGAGGAACCCUCUCCUUCACGCUCAGCUUUAUUUGCACAACUUAACCAAGGGGAAGCAAUUACAAGAGGGCUCCGGCAUGUUACAGAUGACCAGAAGACGUACAAGAAUCCCAGCCUACGGGCUCCGGGAGGACAAACUCCCUCUCCUACCAAAAGCCACUCUCCAGGCCCCAAGUCUCCUCACUCUCAUCCUCCUAAGAAACAUGCUCCUAUGUUAGAGUUGGAAGGAAAGAAAUGGAGAAUAGAGUACCAAGAGGACAGGAAUGACCUUGUGAUUUCAGAGACCGAACUAAGACAAGUGGCCUACAUUUUCAAAUGCAACAAGUCUACUCUACAGAUAAAAGGGAAAAUAAAUUCCAUUAUAGUUGACAAUUGUAAGAAGUUUGGCCUGGUGUUUGACAAUGCGGUGGGCAUCGUGGAAGUGAUCAACUCCAAGGACAUUCAGAUGCAGGUAAUGGGGAAAGUGCCAACAAUUUCCAUUAAUAAGACAGAAGGCUGCCACAUAUACCUCAGUGAAGACGCAUUAGACUGUGACAUUGUGAGUGCCAAGUCAUCUGAAAUGAAUAUACUUAUCCCUCGGGAUGGCGAUUAUAGAGAAUUUCCUGUUCCUGAACAAUUCAAGACAGCAUGGGAUGGAUCCAAGUUGGUCACUGAACCUGCAGAAAUUAUGGUUUCCGAGAGACCACCGAAGCCCCUGAACUGAAUCAUCCCCAUCAAACAAACAAACAAACAAGCAAAAACAGCAGCAUUAAAGACCUAGAAGUUGCAGUAGCACCUACUGCUUUAGUUUUAGCCUCCAACAAUCCUUUGUUAUAGAAACAGCAUCAUUUCUGGCACGCCUUCAUGGGCAUUUUGAAAUAUUUAACGUUUCUUCAUGAUUUGCCUUUGUGUGUGGUUUGAGUUCCACGUGAUGACUUGUGAGCAUUAUGUAUUUAAAGGGAAAAAAAAUUCUGUUCCCCUCAUAUCAUUAUCACAGUAGCUGAGAGGUAAAAAUAUUGCAUGACUCACUUUUACACUUAUAUUUAAUUGCUAGUUGAAAAUCUAAGAUGUACAUUUUUAUCUUUUAGACAGUGUCCAUAUAUGUAGUGGUAUUUAGUAUGCUCUAAAAAAAUGUACGAUUUUUGUUUUCUUAUUUUUACCACCUUUAUCAGCAUGACUGCACUGUCAACCUGAAUGCAUAUUUCAACCCCUGUUUUUAAAAAACCUAAGCUCCAUACUGAGGACCAUAUCCAGGUUCUUGAUCCUUGAAAGACCUGUUUUCUCUACAGUUACCAAACACCAAAAGUAAAUUCUAAUGAUUUAUUUUAAACAUUUUUCUGCCGUGUCACUUGACAAACUUUCACUUUUCUGCAUAAAGAUUUUUGAUGCCAAAAGAUUGAUGGGAGGAAGUGGCGGGGUACAUCGAAUACCUCACAAUUUUGCUCUAAGGACAAAAUUGUUGUCUUCCAAUUUCGAACCUGUUAAAUAUCAGCUGCCUUGUAAGUGAUGUCUUCAAUGUUUUAUUCUGACUUUCUUUUCUACUUGCCAGAUUUGCUAGCCAGUCUCAAAAAUGAAAAUGAAAAAGCCAUAGUUAUAUUACAACUUAUAUAACCCAAGGAACUGUUUGUUGAUUUGGCUUGCUGCUUCUAUUUUGUAGUAUUGAUAGUACGUGCUUUUUCAACAUGAAUAACUCUGAUAUUCCUUUUUAUCUUUUCAGUGCAUAGUACUGAAAAAUCUGCAACUUCUUGGAUCACAUGUAAUAAAUUCUAGUAUAAUGCUUGCAGACCCAAUACAAGCAUAUAUAUUGUGCCUAUUACAACCUUUGGAAUACAUCAUUUCCGUUUUUUAAAUAUCUUCUAUAACCGUAUAGUAUUCAAAUUUCAAAUGCUCCGGCCGUGUACUACAGUUUUGCUAUGAAAGUUUUUGUCCAUAUGAAUAAUGUUGUAGCUUUAGUAAAUAUCUUUUUUUCAGCUGUAAACUUACUCUGAAAUAAAGGAAAAUUCUAAUUGUUUAAACACUGA
This is a messenger RNA of Phacochoerus africanus (Common warthog), 3126 nucleotides long. It is a transcript of the gene CAP2, whose product is annotated as cyclase associated actin cytoskeleton regulatory protein 2. Gene Ontology annotation, molecular function: adenylate cyclase binding; actin binding. The transcript is spliced from 13 exons. The coding region runs from base 369 to 1829 and encodes 486 amino acids. The record is from RefSeq and is a predicted model, not a curated record. Gene Ontology annotation, biological process: cytoskeleton organization; regulation of adenylate cyclase activity; cell morphogenesis. Gene Ontology annotation, cellular component: cytoplasm. Lineage: Eukaryota; Metazoa; Chordata; Mammalia; Artiodactyla; Suidae.